Molecule: messenger RNA, 1464 nt
Organism: Sorex fumeus (smoky shrew)
Lineage: Eukaryota; Metazoa; Chordata; Mammalia; Eulipotyphla; Soricidae
Gene: MARCHF11
Product: membrane associated ring-CH-type finger 11
Exons: 5
Coding region: 1-1203 (400 amino acids)
Biological process (GO): protein ubiquitination
Molecular function (GO): zinc ion binding; ubiquitin-protein transferase activity
Source: RefSeq, a predicted model, not a curated record
AUGCUCGGUUCCGCGCCGGGAACUACUCCGGGAGACUUAGAAGGAGACUCAGAAUUUGCAAAGCCACCGGCCACUCACUGCAGGCGGGGAGGGCUGCGGAGGGCGCGGGGAGGACCCCGGAGUCAAAGUCGGACCCUGGGAGGACCCCGGGGUGCAAAGACUCCCGCUUUGAGACCUGCCGGCCCCGCGGGGGGGACCCCCGGGACCCCGAGCCGCCGCCGGCCCCCGCGCCCCCCCGCGCCCCCCGAGCGCGCCGCGGGGCCGGACGAGCCGCCGGGCGCCGAGCCCGCGCCCCCGCCGCCUCCGUCCGGCGCCCAGGACCGCCCGGGGGCCGGCGACUCCGGGCCGGGUCCCGGGCCGGAGGGUGGCCGGGGCGGGGGCGAGGGCGAGCGGCGGGGCGCGGGCGAGCAGCCCGAGACGCGCUCCGUGUGCAGCAGCCGCAGCAGCAGCAGCGGCGGCGGCGGCGAGCGGCGCGCCGGGUACCAGCAUCACCAGCCCAUCUGCAAGAUCUGCUUCCAGGGCGCCGAGCAGGGGGAGCUGUUGAAUCCUUGCCGGUGUGACGGGUCAGUUCGCUAUACACAUCAGCUGUGCCUCCUGAAGUGGAUCAGCGAGAGAGGCUCUUGGACUUGUGAACUGUGCUGUUACCGCUACCAUGUCAUAGCCAUUAAAAUGAAACAGCCUUGCCAGUGGCAAAGCAUUUCUAUAACACUGGUUGAGAAAGUUCAGAUGGUGGCUGUAAUCCUAGGAUCCCUGUUCUUAAUAGCAAGUGUGACCUGGCUCCUCUGGUCAGCCUUCAGCCCCUAUGCAGUGUGGCAGAGGAAGGACAUCCUUUUCCAAAUCUGCUAUGGAAUGUAUGGUUUUAUGGAUCUAGUGUGCAUAGGUCUCAUUGUCCAUGAAGGAGCUGCAGUUUACAGAGUGUUUAAGCGUUGGCGUGCAGUUAAUUUACACUGGGAUGUCCAAAAUUAUGACAAAGCCACAGAUAUCGAAGAAAGUAGCCGGGGAGAGUCUUCCACAAGUCGGACUUUAUGGUUGCCAUUGUCAGCUCUGAGGAAUAGGAACUUGGUCCACCCCACGCAGUUAAGCUCCCCGAGGUUCCAGUGCGGGUAUGUGCUGUUGCAUCUGUUCAAUCGGAUGAGGACCCAUGAAGACUUGUCGGAAGACAACAGCUCGGGAGAAGUGGUCAUGAGAGUGACUUCUGUGUAAGGAACCAUGGGACAGCCACCCACCCUACACACGUUGGAAUGUAAUUGCAAUGAAUGGCGGAACCAUUAGCGCUUCGGAAAAACAUACACACACAUCGAUGAACUUUUUAAAAUUUAUGCUUUUUAUAUGAACACUCGAAUUGCAAAUACACUUUUCUGAAGAAAAGAGUCCUCUUGUUCUUUGCUUUCGGGUUUAUCAUAUCUUUUAUAAGUUGAUACUUGAAAUCAUUAUCCCUAUCAUUUCACUCGCCUUCGUUAAAAA